This is a messenger RNA of Oncorhynchus masou masou (cherry salmon), 1352 nucleotides long. RefSeq names its product Ras-related and estrogen-regulated growth inhibitor-like protein. Gene Ontology annotation, molecular function: GTP binding; GTPase activity. The record is from RefSeq and is a predicted model, not a curated record. Bases 50 to 712 code for a protein of 220 amino acids. The transcript is spliced from 4 exons. NCBI's taxonomy places the organism in Eukaryota, Metazoa, Chordata, Actinopteri, Salmoniformes, Salmonidae.
AUCAAAACAGGGUAAUUAAAAGAGCUUUUUGAAGCAUAAUCCAUUCCAAAUGGUUGUCCAGGUCAAACCUAGCUCGCAUCACUGCAGCAAGACAAUUGAGGGAACUCAGCAAAAAGUGGAAGCUAAUAUCUUAUUACUUGGGGCUGAAAAUGUAGGGAAAUCAGCGCUCACCGUCCGAUUUAUUACAAGAAGAUUUAUUGGCGAGUACGGUGAAAUAGAAUCAAUUUACAGUCAUAUUGACACAGUUGACGGGAGGGAAAUAUCCUUCAACAUAUGGGACUCGCUCUACCCACAGGACAGUGCAAUAACCGAGUCGAUAAGUGAGAAACAGCUUCAAUGGGCAGACGGCGUGAUACUGGUAUACAGCAUAUGCGACCGCUCCAGCUUCGAGGUAGUGCGUCAACAAGUGCAGCGCAUCCGCCACGCCAGUAGGAAGAUGUCUGCAACAGCGCCCAUCAUCAUUGUUGGAAAUAAACGCGAUUUGCAGCACCGACGGACAGUCACUAGUGAGGAGGGCCGACUCCUUGCUCUCUCGGAAGACUGCGUAUUUUUCGAGAUAUCCGCAGCUGAAACAUACCACGGUGUUUUGCUGGUGUUCCAUGGACUGAUAGAUCUUAUCAAAGAGUCAAGAGCUCUGCGGAAAGGUGCUGCGGGUAUUAAAAGUAUAGUGAGAAGCAUGUCAGCUGUAUUCGGGAAGAAACGUGCAGAGUAAUCUACCACAGGAUGACUACAUUAUGCGCAAUGGGAUUUGGAUAGUCAGAACAUGUAGGUAUGUUAUGCGGUUGGCCAAUGCAGGAUGGAGGCGCAAUUGAGAAAAAUGGUCUAUGGCAGGUUGUAGUGCAACAGGUUUGCAACAGGUUUUGAUAGGGAACUUAAUUUGGACGUUUUUUAGAGAGGAGAAAUUGGUUCUCUUUCAAUCAUUUAUUCUACUUUUUGAAGUUGAAAAGUAGGUAUACAGUACUGUAGAUAAACUGUAUAAGAAAUCAUGUGCGCUUCCAUACUUCACUCAAUAGGUAUUCAAUGUGAAGCAUGAGCAGGAAUCUGAAGUAGCUGACAUCUGACUACUGUUGAUCUGAUGGAAGUCCUACCCAUUGCCAAUUGUUAGGGAAUUUAUUUUCAGUGACAAUGUACACUCAAAGUUUGUAAUAUGUUGAAGGCUUGAUGUGUGUAUAAUCAGCAAUGCAAAACAAUUACAUUUCAGUAUUAUACUUUAUCUAAAAACAAACCACUUUAAACUUAGUAAUUAUAUGUUACAAGUUCUAGCAGACUUGAUGCUUAUAUGUGCUGUGCACACCUUUGUUUGAGAAUUGUAAAUAAAUAAAUUAACAUAUUGAAAUGUGGAUAAAACUAUU